AUGAAUCAAUCAGGUCUUCCUACUCCACCACCUACAUCCGCCACGUCAACCACCAGCCCUGCACAGUCAUCAUCGAACGCAGCUGGUCAAUCUGCAAGUGAUGUAUCGUUAGCCUCUAUUGUCGCGACCAUAACUUCGACGUCAAGUCCUUCCCAAUUAAACCAAUAUCUGAGGAGUUGCGCAUCCAAAGAUGUUAGAGAAGUCCUGCUGGCCAGCAUUUUGCCAGGUAGCCAAGAUCCAUUGACUCUGCUAAACACGCGAGAUCACACGCUUGGCAUGCUUUACAUUUUGUCUGCGCGACUGCAUACUGUUGCGUCUGAUAAACCUUUGUGGCACCAUAUCGAGAGUUUUUGCCGCGAUUUUAUCCCCGAACAUGCUCGUGUUGCUCCGGAUCGAGUGACACUUCUUGCAACUGGAAUACGACAAUUAGCUGAAGUUGAAGGAAAUCCCAAACUUGCAAUCGCGCCAUUAUCUGAUUUGCUCGCAAAAUAUCCUCCAACCCUUUCGCAUCUCACCACCAUCCACCCUAUUUUCCUGACGAUUUGCGUCGCCACUCGCCACUUCUCAGCCGCGAUCCCCGUCCUGGCUCAUUCGAUCACUACAAUUGAUCUCUCACUUUCCGACUUGACCUACCACGAUAAUUUAGUAUACCACUACGCCGGCGGUAUCGCACUUGCUGCGCUAAAGAACUGGUCAGCUGCAGAAGAACUCUUUGAGAUCUGCGCAUCAAGUCCAGGCACAGCGGCUUCGGCUAUUCAAAUGGAAGCAUUGAAGAAGUUGGUCCUCGUGCAGUUGAUAUACCGCGGAAAGACAUCACCUCCUUCCAAAUACAUGCACCCGAUUCUUAUGCGAUUGUUCAAGGCGACACCUUAUGCAAGUUUUACGAAUGCAUAUCCUCUGCAACGCGACUACCUUCGCACGAUAGUUGAAAACGAGCAGCAGCUAUUCACCAAUGAAAGAACUCUUGGUCUCAUAACUCAAGCACUCGACCGUGCGCCCCGCUGGGCCAUAAAGAAACUCACAACCACUUAUUUGACGUUACAUUUAUCCGAUAUCGGACGAGAAGUGGGAAUUUCGGACGAGAAUAAAGUGAAAUCUCUGAUUUUGAGCAUGAUUGAGUGUUCAGAAAUCUCCGCGGAGCUGUCUGCAGAUGGGACUGUGUCAUUCUCGGACCCACCAGUGAAAUUCGAGAAGACUGACGUCGACCGAGUGUUGUCACAGGCACAGCAGCAGGACGCCCUUCUUGUGAGGCUUGAAAAAGAAAUGGAAAGGAACAAAGAAUAUCUGACAAAGGCCGUCAAGAGUAAGGACGACGCAGCUUGGGGACCAGCAAUGGAUGAAGAUGGUGCAUUUGGAGACCGUCCAUCAGGCAACUGGGCUGAAGAUAUGAGUUUUGCUUGAUCCAAAGACCCUAUGCAAAAAGAAGUAAACCGCUUUGCACUGAUUAGUAAUUUCUUCAUUCUCUAUCAUAUUCCGUACGAUUUGCCAUCAGUUUCAUCUUCCAUUCUCCGCAACCAGCGCGCCCAUGAGUUUAUUUAAACACAAAUAGAUCAGGCUGGCGUUUAUCGUUGCACUAUUACAAUUUGGGACACGGAGGCCGUGUGCCACAGGGUUGACUCUAAAUGAGGGUGCCUGCAAUCUUCAGGAGCUUCCUGUACUGGGCAUUGGGAGCCCGUGACGGCUUUCCUGACGAUACGAUCAUAACGGGAUAAUGCGUGCUGCUUGGCGCCUUCAAGAUAUGCUAUCCGGUAGCGCAGUUCGCUAGGAUCUUACUAGGGAGCUGCAUGAGACUCGUACGACCUCCCGGGCUGUGAUUCAAAGCAUGUACACAAGUGGUUACAGUCGGCCCAGCUUUUCACACAAGUACGAUCUUCGCGCAUGCACGCUGUGUGAG
This is a messenger RNA of Suillus plorans, 1894 nucleotides long. RefSeq lists its product as uncharacterized. Gene Ontology annotation, cellular component: COP9 signalosome. Bases 1 to 1401 code for a protein of 466 amino acids. The record is from RefSeq and is a predicted model, not a curated record. Gene Ontology annotation, biological process: ubiquitin-dependent protein catabolic process. NCBI's taxonomy places the organism in Eukaryota, Fungi, Basidiomycota, Agaricomycetes, Boletales, Suillaceae. The transcript has 9 exons.